Messenger RNA from Phytophthora infestans T30-4, 1008 nucleotides. RefSeq lists its product as uncharacterized. Lineage: Eukaryota; Oomycota; Peronosporomycetes; Peronosporales; Peronosporaceae. The coding region runs from base 256 to 1008 and encodes 250 amino acids. The record is from RefSeq and is a predicted model, not a curated record. The transcript is spliced from 2 exons.
UACUAAUCGGAGAAGUUUCUUAAAUUCUCUUCUUGUCAUAAUCUGAAGAAGCUGCUCCUAGUUUGCUCAAAAUAUGGAAGGCUUGCGCACUGCACAAUAUGCAGUGCACAUCUACUGUACCCAGUGUGCACGGCACUGAAGUGGUACGAUUCAGAAGAUGACGCGAGGUGUCCGUACCAGCCUCAUUUCUUCAUUCAGCAAAUACCACAGAGCUCCGUGAGCUGAAAGCGAGCAUGAGGCGCGUCGUGUGGUUUCAUGUGGUCAACCGCGAAGGAGAAGAGAAGGCUGGACCAACCAAAGCGUAUGAUCUACCUGCCGAUUCAUGUGUUGAUCGUCUCCGCCAACCUUCGGGUCUAUAAGGACACCACGUCACGACGCAACAAGCAACCGUUACACCCCAGCACACUGCUAGCCGAUAUUGAAGGCGAGACAACACUCAUUGUGGAGUUACCACCGCCAGACCAGCCUCUUUUCGAGCAGCGCGGAGUGAUUCGUAAGCGAUUCGAGGAAUGGUUUGCGUCCGAUAUGCUGAUAUCUACACCUAAGCGAAUCAAACUCGACGAUGCUGAAGAAGAUAUAGACGACGAUAACGAUGAUGACGACGACGACCACGUCAGCAGUGACAACAGCGCUAGGGCCGACACCGAAGCUAAAGAUCAGGACGAGGUAGCAUCCGCUCAACAAAUCCGGUACUUCGAUAUGGCCGAUUUUCCGCCGCUUGUCAGUUCAGCGGAUCGCUUUAAGAGGGUCAUGGUGCGCGAGACCUACGACGUUAUCUUCAAUGGGGUGGUGGAACACGUGCAACAUUGUUUGGAAAACCAAUGUGCGGGACGUGUUGUUGUGACAGGCAACCCCGGCGUUGGUAAGAGCCGAUUCUUUCUCUACUGUGCGUUUCAGUUGAUCAAGGCGCAACUUGAAGUUGUCAGGUCUCUGCCUCCAUUCGAACUGGUGUUGAACUGUGAGAAGUGCUACUUCCUUUAUGAAGCCGAUAAGCAAGCGUUCGGAUAA